AAAACUUUAAAGAUGAAUACCUUUAUGCACCCGACACUCCCAAUAGCCAAUAUUUUCCUAUGGUUCGCUGUGGUAUUUGGAGUUUUGCUAGCCGUUGCAGCAUGUGGAUGCGUGUUCAUAAUUCUCGUAGAGCCGUGUGUUCAACGACGCCGAUAUUCGAGGGCUGCCAGAGUUGCGGCCCGUUUCAACUCGGAAAACGAUACAGCCGUUUUGCUGUCGACGCGUCGAGAUAGUAACUACCCAUAAUGAAAUGGUAAGUUUUGCACUUUUAUGUCUUGAUUACAUCUUUUUCAUGUUUUCAUGCAGUUCACUUCACCUGAUCUUCUGCAACAUCGAAAGAGGAGAAAGGGAUCAAAACUUUUACCUUUGAUGGACUGAAAAUCAUUGAAUUUUAGAACGAAACUUCUCAUAAAACUUUCAUAUGCCAGUUCGCAAUUUUGAAUAUAACCUGAAAUUCGUCUUCAAAAAAUGUUACCAAUUCAUAAGUAAUUGUUCAAACUUAUUUUGUAAAUUCAACUUUAAUUGAUAGGUAAUCAAUAGUUAUUCAGCAUACAAUUUUUUUAGAACUCUCUUAUUAUGAAACUCCCUAAAAAUUAUAAAAAAUGUAUUAUUUCUAGGAUUCUAGAGGCUUUUUUUUUGUUAAAUUUUGCAACAAUUUUCAAAUGUUUUUUAUCAGAAUUUUUAUUUGUUUUUUUUUUGUAAUUUGUUUGAAAAUGUUGUAAGCCAAAUCGAAAAGUAUUAAAAACAGACUAUCCAGUUUUCCGAACAGCGGAAAGACCUAAUCUAACUUUUUUUUUUGCAAAUUUGAAUAAAAAUAUUUU
This is a messenger RNA of Caenorhabditis elegans, 821 nucleotides long. RefSeq lists its product as uncharacterized. The record is from RefSeq and is marked reviewed. Bases 13 to 246 code for a protein of 77 amino acids. Lineage: Eukaryota; Metazoa; Nematoda; Chromadorea; Rhabditida; Rhabditidae. The transcript has 2 exons.